Messenger RNA from Psylliodes chrysocephalus, 3037 nucleotides. The record is from the annotation of a GenBank genome assembly. Lineage: Eukaryota; Metazoa; Arthropoda; Insecta; Coleoptera; Chrysomelidae.
UGUAACAAUCUUUCCUCCAUGCUUGUAACCAUGGAGGAAACGUUGUAAAGUGUAAACUGACAAGUGUCACAAUUUUUUUAUAUCUGUUGUCACUUAUGUUAAAGAGAAAGAUGAAAUAUUUGUGUUAAAUUAUUACAAAGGGAGAGGGAUAAAAUAACUGUUGUUAUUGUUAAACUGAAGAAAAACUAAUUUUGCCAUGCUAUGGCUAGAUAUAACGGAAACAGUAUUUGUUAAUGUGAUUUUAUACUGUGAUGAACACAUGGAAUUUUACAUUGAUGGCCUAUACUAGAGAUAAAAAUGAAUAACAUAAACAAAAAAUAUGAAGACAUUCGUUGGUACCAUGGCAAAUUAACUAGGGAGGAAGCUGAAACUAUUUUGACACAAGAUGGUCGAAAUGGAUUAUUUCUUGUACGUGAAAGUAACUCCUCAACAGGCGACUACGUUCUAUCAGUCUUCCAUAAUGAUCAAGUUAACCACUAUCAAAUUAGAAGACACAUUGAUGAUGCCUUUUUUUCCAUAACUGAGUGCCUUAAGUUCCAUGGUUUAGAAAUUCUAAUAGAUUACUACACAAAAACUCCAGUAGCUGAAAAUGUUGUUUUAACAGACUACAUACCUAAAUAUCCACCUCCUCACGAUUCGAGGAGACAUGGACGCCGAAAUUUAUUGCACAGAGCCACUGAUCAUGGGAAUUACACUGUGGUUUCUGAAUUAUUAAAAACUGACUAUCCCCAUGAUGCUAAAAACCAAGAUGGACAAACUGCUGUACAUCUAGCUAGCAUAUCAGGACAAAAUGAUAUUUUAACUAAACUCAUAGAAUGUGGAGCUGGUGUUAAUUUGAGAGAUUCUGCUGGAUUUACUCCUUUGCAUUAUGCUUGUCAAAAUAAUUUUCCUGCAACAGCUAGACUUUUGGUUCAGCUUGGAAAUGCAAAUAUCCAAGCAAGAAAUACAGAAACUGGGUCGGUACCUUUACAUGAGGCUGCCAGUAGGGGCCACAAAGAAGUUGUGAAGGAGUUAUUGAGUUUAAAUGCCCCUGCAAGGCCUAGAAAUAAGGAGAAUAAGACACCUGCCCAAUUGGCUAGAUCAAACAAUCAUAAUGACUGUGCUGAAAUAUUGGAGAAAUAUAAAUAUACUGCUAAAAGAAGUGAUAGAAAUGGUUGGUAUCAUGGUACAUUAGAUAGACAAGAAGCUGAGACAACUAUUAAACAGCACAGUUCAAAAAGUGGUACCUAUCUAGUUAGAUUUAGUGACAGAAAUAAAGAAGAUGUAUUGACUUUAUUAAACGAUGACGGUUUUUAUAAUUUUAUUAUUCAUAAUAAGGAUGGAUAUUUAUUUAUCGAUGAUGGACCAUACUUAGAGUCCUUAGAACAUAUUGUAGAACAUUACAGCCUUAUGCCUGAUGGACUACCAACAGUAUUACAAUUUCCUGUGCCUCCAAAACCGAAGCCCCCUGUCCCUGAAUUUUCUACAAUGCCUAGACCCAACAAAAAGAAGAUUUCACCUAAAGUGGCGCCAAAACCUGUUCCUAAAGUUGAUGAACUCCAUAACAAGUACUACCCUAGUCAAUUCGCCAAUAUCUCAUUCACAGGCGAUUUUACAACAACAAAUAAUAACUACACAGAAAAUGAAAAUGAUUAUAUUCCAGCAGAACGUUUAACAAAAGGAAGGUUGAUUGGGGAAGGAGAAUUUGCAUCUGUAUAUGAAGGUAGUUACACAAAGAAAAAUGGAGAAUUAAUGAAAGUAGCAAUAAAAAUUCUUCACAAUGAACAAAUGGAAACCAACAGGGGUGCGUUUUUGUCUGAAGCUCAAGUCAUGGUUAAGUUAAACCACCACUGUAUUGUUAAACUGAUAGGUCUGUCCUUAGGACCUCCGCUGUUAAUGGUACAAGAACUUGUACUAUUGGGUUCUAUUUUACAAUACAUCGAUAUGAAUAAAGACAAGAUUAAUCCCAAUUAUGAAUUUAAAAUUUGGGCUGCCCAGAUCGCUUGUGGAAUGCAAUAUUUGGAAGAAAAUAGAUUUGUUCAUAGAGAUUUAGCUGCAAGAAAUAUUCUAUUAGCUAGCCAAGUACAAGCAAAAAUAAGUGAUUUUGGGUUGUCCAGGGCUUUAGGUACAGAUCAUGAAUAUUACAGGGCUUUAGCUGGAGGAAAAUGGCCUUUAAAGUGGUAUGCACCAGAGUCCUACAAUUACGGACAAUUUUCUCACAAAAGUGAUGUCUGGAGCUUUGGUGUUACCAUCUGGGAAAUGUAUGCCCUUGGAGCUUCUCCAUAUGGUGAAAAGAAGGGCUCUGAAGCAAUCAGUUUGAUAGAAGCAGGUGAUAGAUUGGAACAGCCAAAGGAAUGCCCGGACGAUAUUUACAAAAUGAUAAAACGCUGCUGGGAGUACAAAGCGGAAGACAGGCCAACUUUUAAUGAAUUAGUAGACUUCUUUACGUCAGACUCCGAGUAUAUGAAUAUUAGAGAGUUGUUACCAAAAGCAAAUCUUGCAUAGUAUGCCAAAAUUUUGUAAAAGGGGCUGUUGCAAUGACAUACAAUUAGACAAUAUGGGGUUUCAAGUCUAGCUUUUAUUUCAGUUUUGUUAUAAGGUUAAAAUAAGUUUUAAAAGUAGAAAUGUUAAAUAAUAAAUAUAAUUAUGACAAAAUCAUUUUAGCUUUAUAACAAUUCGAAUAGAAGCAAUGUAUAUUUUUAUAUCAUUCGAAUGCCAUGAACAAAGAAAUUUUAAUAUUUUUAUAUAUAUAUAAAAAAAAUGUAUAUUUUGACAAUAAUUUAGUGCCUUUAACCGUUAGUGUAUACUUUUAAACUUUUAGUUUGGAAACUGGGUAUAUAGCAUUAACAUUCCAUAUUUUAUUCCAAAAUAUAAGAGAUAUUCUUUUUUUAAAUCCUAAAAAGAACCAAUUAUCUGCUCAAACAUUCAAAUAGCAUUUAACUAUUGUGUUUUAAUGUUAAAACUUUUUUUGUAUAUUGUGUAAUUUUAUGUAUUUAUUUAUUAAUAUGAAAACCAAUGCAUUUAUACAAAGAUCUAGAUAAAUUUAUGUGUCAUAUAU